Messenger RNA from Cololabis saira (Pacific saury), 2308 nucleotides. Its product is annotated as conserved oligomeric Golgi complex subunit 3-like. The transcript is spliced from 2 exons. The coding region runs from base 1 to 1404 and encodes 467 amino acids. NCBI's taxonomy places the organism in Eukaryota, Metazoa, Chordata, Actinopteri, Beloniformes, Belonidae. Gene Ontology annotation, biological process: intra-Golgi vesicle-mediated transport; intracellular protein transport; Golgi organization. Gene Ontology annotation, cellular component: membrane; cis-Golgi network; COG complex. The record is from RefSeq and is a predicted model, not a curated record.
AUGGAAACGCCUGACUGGCAUCCUGCAGUUGUGGUCAGCAGCACUCAAAAAGAGGAUGAACACCAGCUAUACAACGAGUUCUUCUCUAAACCUACACUAAAACUUGACGAGCUGCUGGAGAAGUUGUGUUUGUCACUCUAUGAUGUCCUCCGGCCGCUCAUUAUCCACAUCAUCCACCUGGAAACCCUGUCUGAGCUCUGCAGCAUCCUUAAGAACGAGAUGCUCGAAGACCACGUCCAAAACAACGCUGCACAGAUGGGAGCCUUUGAUGCUGUGGUGAAGCAAAUGCUGGAGGAUGUUCAGGAGAGGCUGGUCUACAGGACUCACAUUUACAUACAGACUGAUAUCAUAGGUUACAACCCAGCUCCAGGGGAUCUGGCAUAUCCUGAAAAACUGGAGAUGAUGGAGAAAAUUGCCCAGAGCUUGAAAGAAGAGCAGAUGAAGCAGAUGUCACAAGAAUCCACGUUUUCUGAUGUACAGCUUGAAGAUGCUGACGGUAGAAGAAACAGCAGUGUCGCCAGCGUAGAGGCAUCUUGUCUCAACACAUCUGUCUCUCCCGCGGAUCUGCACGGCAUGUGGUACCCGACUGUCAGGCGAACGCUGGUUUGUCUGUCCAAGCUUUACAGAUGCAUAGAUAGAGUGGUAUUCCAGGGUUUAUCUCAAGAAGCCUUGUCGGCUUGCAUCCAGUCGCUGCUUAAAGCCUCUGAUAUCAUCCUUAAAAAUAAGACACAAGUAGAUGGGCAACUUUUCCUGAUCAAGCACCUGCUGAUAAUGCGUGAACAGAUUGCCCCAUUUCACACUGAUUUUGCCAUCAAGGAAAUCUCACUGGACCUGAAAAAAACACGAGAUGCCGCCUUCAAAAUCCUGCACCCUAAGGCUGUUCCCAAAUUCUUCCGACUCAAUAGUCACAAUGCCAUACUUGAAUUCCUGUUGGAGGGAACACCGGAGAUAAAGGAGCACUACAUCGACUCAAAGAAGGACGUGGACCGGCACCUGAAGUUCAGCUGUGAGCAGUUUAUCCAACAGCAGACUCAGAUCUUCGUGGGGAACCUUGAGGAGUUUCUCACCAAGGUCGCAGCCCUAAAGACGAUGGCAAUCCAAGGCGGCCCGACGUACAGCCUGUCUCAGCAGCCUUGGGCGCAGCCAGCAAAGAUCAACGAUAUAGUGAUGGCUACCUACCGGGUGAUGAAGAGCAAGCUGCCAAGCACUUUACAGAGCAUGUCCUUGUACUUGGCCAACAGAGACACAGAGUUCAUCCUUUUCAAGCCUGUCCGGAAUAACAUCCAGCAGGUAUUCCAAAGACUGCAUGCCUUGCUUCAGGAGGAAUACAGCGGGGAAGAUCUUCAAAUCAUCGCGUGUCCAUCAAUGGAGCAGGUUAAUUUACUUCUGUCGGUGAAUAAGUAAUGUUUGGUGAAGAGACGCUGGUGAACCCCCUCUGGACAAGCGAUAAGAAACUGCAGCUACCGCCAUGACCCGAAGCUGUGAGGUUGAGUAGGCGAGAUGACCAGAAAAACUGUGCCCGUGCUGCCUUCUGGACCACAAAUCCUGAACUGAUGGCAUUAAAGAAAAAAAGAAAAUAAUUCUCGCACGAGGCCCAAAAAUGUUUCGAUAGAGGUGUCUGUAUUCAUGUUGAAGCCUAUAACGAUCCAGGAGGUGCAGAGUAACGUGUAAGGGUAUGAACUGAUCAUUUUAUUUAACUAAAAACUGCUGUUUUGGUCAGGGUUGCUUUCACAGUUUCAUCUCUGGACACCAAAUCUUUGGGGAUAAGGAGAAUUUGCACUCUAUGUGAAGGUGGGGUGGAGAUGGUUCAGACAAGGACACAUCCGGACAAAUCAGAUGCACGUGUCGCCCUACUGAGCAGCCAAGAAGCCCAAGACCAGGAAAAGAGAAAUGCUGCAGGAUAUCAUAUUCCUUUAUUUGGAUUCUUUGUAAAACUCUCAGUAGAGCUGGAUGAUGACGUGUGCUACAGGUGACUCCGACGACUUUCCCAAUCAAAUCGCAGCACGUCCUUGUCGCUGCUUCUUAAACCUUUUCAUCCACCACGUUCUUGUGAUGGUCUGAUAUUUUAUUGAUGUGUAAAAAGAUAAGGGACUCUUAUGUUUUAUACUUUCUUUUUUUUUUAUAACCAGACAGAUUAAAAAUAAGUAUGCAUUUGCUCUUGUACAGUAAUACACAAUGUUCAUAAGUGUUUGAUCCUCACAGAGUAACAAAAGAAAAAUCAUCAUCAUACAUAUGCUUUGGUGUGUCCCAUAUAAAGAUGACGUGUAAAGGUAUUCUAUUUAUGGACUUUCUGAUUAAAAAAGGUUAA